This is a messenger RNA of Megalops cyprinoides (Indo-Pacific tarpon), 972 nucleotides long. Its product is annotated as olfactory receptor 52D1-like. Gene Ontology annotation, molecular function: olfactory receptor activity; G protein-coupled receptor activity. The coding region runs from base 1 to 972 and encodes 323 amino acids. Gene Ontology annotation, biological process: G protein-coupled receptor signaling pathway. The transcript has a single exon. NCBI's taxonomy places the organism in Eukaryota, Metazoa, Chordata, Actinopteri, Elopiformes, Megalopidae. The record is from RefSeq and is a predicted model, not a curated record. Gene Ontology annotation, cellular component: membrane.
AUGAAUGAGUCUCUAAAGCAGCCCAUCAUUUUUACUCUACAAAGUUUUGUGGUGAGCAAAGAGGCCACCUAUCCCCUGUUUGUGCUAUCACUCUUAGUGUAUAUUGUCAUGCUGGUGGGGAAUGGAGCUCUGUUUAUGGUGAUCGCAUGUGAGAAGAAGCUCCACAAACCAAUGUACAUCAUGGUGUGCAAUCUGGUCGCCUGUGAUUUGAUGGGAGGCACGGCUGUCAUGACCAGAUUGAUGCAUGACUUUCUUUUGGAAACGAGAACCAUCAGUUAUGAGGCGGCUAUUUCCCAAGCAUUUUGUGUGCACACCUAUGGCUCAGCAGCCCAGACACUGCUGUCUGCCAUGGCAUACGACAGGUAUGUUGCUAUUUGUGAGCCGUUGCGGUACCACACCAUAAUGACACCAGGGAAAUUGGCUGCACUCCUUUUCCUUGCUUGGGGCAUUGCAAUCGGCCUGGUGGUAGUGUUGUUCUCUCUUCAGGCGGGAAUCCCUUUGUGUGGUACCCUCAUAAUGCAUAUUUACUGUAGCAACAGAACGAUAUUGAGCCUGGCAUGCGUACCCACUCCAAUCAAUAACAUAUAUGGAUUAUGCAUGGCCUGGUUUUUGAGUACUGGAUCUUUUUUAGUCAUUGCCUUCACCUAUAUCAGAAUCCUAAUUACAUGUUUAGUGAGGAGAGAAAACAAGAGCAAUGCCAAAGCUAUCCAAACAUGUGCAACUCAUCUCACUAUCUAUGUCCUCUUUGAACUUGCUAGUGUCAUCAUCAUUGUGACUCAGCGCUUUGAUGAGGUCAGUCCCAACACCAAAAAGUUCUGUGCAAUACUGUUUAUUGUUGUUCCACCCACCAUCAACCCCAUCAUAUAUGGCAUCGUCAUGAAAGAUAUUCGUAGUGUCGUGAAAGAUAUUCAUAGUGGAAUCCUCAAACUCGUAAAAUCACAUGUGUCAGUGGAAAAAAUUGACAGUUUAUGA